GUGCCUGGUAGAUGUUGUGUUGUUCAGGACUGUGGAAACGUAAAGAACGAUGAAUUGGGGAUUUCUAUUCAUAAUUCUCCUGAUUCGGGCAGCCUUAGAUUAAAGUGGAAAAGGUUCGUGUCCAUUCAUCGGAAGGAUUUCAACACAGUGGGAAAAUUUGCUGUGUGCUCGGAGCAUUUUACAAGGGAUUGUUUUACGCUUGCUUUUCCGAUGAAAGGCAUGAAAAGUAAUUUCAAGAAGGGGACGUUUCCAACCAUUUGGAAAAAAUCCUCUCAAACACCAUCAAAGCGGAGUCGACGAUCGGUGAGUGAAAUUACAAUGUAUUUGCGCUGUUAUCACCAUUAUAUUUAUUUCCCCAUUUACCUGUGACAUGAUUUUUCUGGCAUCGUUGUUCAAUAUUCGUGUAAUGAAUGCUCUGACUAUUUGGACUUCCCAUAUUGUUGCAUGUGUUUUCAUACUUUUCUGCUUUCUUCUCAUAGUUAUAGUAAAACGGGCAUUUGCGCUGAGUGGACGUGAAGUCAAUUCCCCAGUUCCCAGACAUUUCCACUCAAGCGUAAAAUUUAGAAAAAGUGAAGCUCCAUAGAAAUCCGGCUCCCUAUUUUUUGAGAGAUUAUCUUGCUGUUACUUUGAGAUUUGACAGUACUCCAAACUUCCCUCCAAGAAAUCUUACAGCAAAUUAGGAGUUACACGCGAGUCUUUUAAAACGACCAAAAAUGGACUUAGUCUGAUUUCUACAUUCUAUAAGUUCAGUUACUGUUUGCGGGUUUUUUUUUUUUCGCUUGUAUUUUAAUUCUGUUUUCACUGUCUGCAAAUGAUGCAUACAUUUUAAGGCAAAGAUGUGGUUAAACCUUGCUUCCAUUUCUAGUUUUGAAAACAUCGACAUAAAGCUCAAAUUUAAACUUGUUUUGAAGGGGAGAUAUAAAAAAUGGUCGUACCUAUUUUCAUUUUUAGCUACUAAAUGAAAUUCUGGCUGGUCAAACUACUAAUGAGGAUACAGAGGAAGAAGAAAAUCCUGAAGAAGAGGUGAUCUCUUUGAAAGGAAGUUCUGCACCUGAGAAGAGUGCUGACACUAUGGGGGCUCCCAAUCUCAACCCUGAGGAGUCUCCAGAAGUCGAGGGUGUUCUGAAUACAAGUCAGGGUUCUUUGCUUGAGGUAAAUCCUGAAAAGGAGGGCUGCAUCCCUGAGACUGAGACGGGUGAGAUAAGUGUUGAUGCUGAGAUGGCUUCAGAGGUCCUAGGUACUCCUGGUGAUAAGACAGCUCUCGAGAGCCAAGUGAUUUCAGGCACUGAUGAGGUUACUGAGACCAUGCAGAUCCUGGAGGCUCAGGGAAUCGAAAAAGUGCAGGAUAUGGAUGAAGUUAUGCAGAUUGAUGAAUCAUUAACGAUUCCUGAACUUGAACUGGUUUCUAUGGUAGGCGCAUAACUCUAAUUAAUGAUUAUUUGCAUCUUUGUAUUAUCAUAACAAUGGAAAACUACAUGUGCAGUUAUUUUACAACAAUACUAAAACACAAAAAUUCUAAAGUCUUGUUAUUACAGCCUGUAUUAAUGUUGAAAGUUUGUUUUUUGUAGGAUACUUCAACUGGACAUGCUGGGAAUUGCACAACAUGCAAAACCCUGAGGAGUGAGGUAACUCAGUUGAGGUGCAAAGUCGCAAGACUGAAGAGUAAGUUAAUCUCCAAUCAAGAUCAGUGGGUUGAAACCUUUAAGAGCAUACAAGAGCCGAAGCAGUUGCUAAUGGUGAAUGCUGGUGAGUCAACAAUAAUUGAUGUUGAUGAGUCAUAUAGGCAUAACUGCCUAUCUUUAUAUUUUUAUUACAUUUUAUCAAUAUUUGAUUAUUUAAUAAUAAUUAAAAUUUGAAUGGUGAUAGAAUUUUUUUAAUUCCAUUUGUUUAAGCUAUUCAAACUGAUCCAUGGCCAGUAACAAAUGAGACAGAGUUAGGGCUAGAGGAUGAAUCAGAAGAUGAGCAGGAAAUGCAGGACGAUGCGUAUGAGGAGUUUGAGUGUGAUGAAGACCCUACAUGGAGUCCUGAAGAAAUUGAAGAUGCAUAUAAAAAACUAAAGGAAGAUGAUGACUCGGUGAAGACUCAUCAGAACCCAAGGUACAAAGAUGCAAAAUUUAUUGCAUUUUAA
Porites lobata is the source of this 2128-nucleotide messenger RNA. The record is from the annotation of a GenBank genome assembly. Lineage: Eukaryota; Metazoa; Cnidaria; Anthozoa; Scleractinia; Poritidae.